GCCAUGCCAGAGCCACUCUCAGGAACCCCCUGAGCCUGUGCCCCUGUCACUACCCACAGGAGCCCAGACACCAACCCUCACCAUGGGCAGCAAGGAGCGUUUUCACUGGCAGAGUCACAAUGUGAAGCAGAGCGGAGUGGACGACAUGGUGCUGCUGCCCCAGAUCACGGAGGACGCCAUUGUGAGCAAUCUACGCAAGCGCUUCAUGGACGACUACAUCUUCACAUAUAUCGGCUCGGUGCUUAUCUCUGUAAACCCCUUCAAGCAAAUGCCCUACUUCACUGACCGAGAAAUUGACCUCUACCAGGGUGCAGCCCAGUAUGAGAAUCCCCCCCAUAUCUACGCCCUCACUGACAACAUGUACCGGAAUAUGCUGAUCGACUGUGAGAACCAGUGUGUCAUUAUCAGUGGGGAGAGCGGAGCUGGGAAGACAGUGGCUGCUAAGUACAUCAUGGGUUACAUCUCCAAGGUGUCUGGUGGGGGUGACAAGGUCCAGCACGUCAAAGACAUAAUCCUCCAGUCAAACCCACUGCUGGAGGCCUUCGGCAAUGCCAAGACGGUGCGCAACAACAAUUCCAGCCGCUUCGGCAAGUACUUUGAGAUCCAGUUCAGCCGAGGUGGGGAACCAGAUGGAGGCAAGAUCUCCAACUUCCUGCUGGAGAAGUCUCGUGUGGUCAUGCAGAAUGAGAAUGAGAGGAAUUUCCACAUCUACUACCAGCUUCUGGAAGGGGCCUCCCAGGAGCAGCAGCAGAACCUAGGACUCAUGACACCAGACUACUAUUACUACCUAAACCAAUCAGACACCUACAAGGUGGAAGGCACUGAUGACAAGAGCGACUUCAGCGAGACCCUGAACGCCAUGCAUGUCAUUGGGAUUCCAGCCAGUGUGCAGCAGCUCGUCCUGCAGCUUGUGGCAGGGAUCCUGCACCUGGGGAACAUCAGCUUCUGUGAAGAAGGGAACUAUGCCCGUGUGGAGAGCGCAGACCUCUUGGCCUUUCCAGCCUACCUGCUGGGCAUAGACAGUGGGCGACUGCAGGAGAAGCUGACCAGUCGAAAGAUGGACAGCAAAUGGGGUGGACGCAAUGAGUCCAUUGAUGUGACCCUCAAUGUGGAGCAGGCAGCCUACACUCGUGAUGCACUGGCCAAGGGGCUCUAUGCCCGCCUCUUCGACUUCCUGGUGGAGGCCAUCAACCGCGCCAUGCAGAAACCUCAGGAAGAGUACAGCAUCGGUGUCCUCGACAUCUACGGCUUUGAGAUCUUCCAGAAAAAUGGCUUUGAGCAGUUCUGCAUCAACUUCGUCAAUGAGAAGUUACAGCAGAUUUUUAUUGAGCUCACCCUGAAGGCGGAACAGGAGGAGUAUGUGCAAGAGGGCAUCCGCUGGACCCCCAUCGAGUACUUCAACAACAAAGUCGUGUGUGACCUCAUCGAAAACAAGCUGAACCCCCCAGGCAUCAUGAGCGUGCUAGACGACGUGUGCGCCACGAUGCAUGCAACUGGCGGUGGCGCGGACCAGACGCUGCUGCAAAAGCUGCAAGCUGCAGUGGGCACCCACGAGCACUUCAACAGCUGGAGCGCGGGUUUCGUCAUCCAUCACUACGCAGGCAAAGUCUCCUAUGACGUCAGUGGCUUCUGUGAGAGGAAUCGAGAUGUUCUGUUCUCCGAUCUUAUAGAACUGAUGCAGUCCAGUGAUCAAGCCUUCCUACGGAUGCUCUUUCCUGAGAAGCUAGACACAGACAAGAAGGGCCGCCCCAGUACUGCUGGCUCCAAGAUCAAGAAACAAGCCAAUGACCUGGUGUCCACGCUGAAGAAGUGUACACCCCACUAUAUCCGCUGCAUCAAACCCAAUGAGACCAAGCGGCCCCGGGACUGGGAGGAGAGCAGGGUGAAGCACCAGGUGGAGUACCUGGGCCUACGGGAAAACAUCCGGGUGCGCAGGGCAGGCUUUGCCUACCGUCGGCAGUUCUCCAAGUUCCUGCAGAGGUAUGCCAUUCUGACCCCUGAGACAUGGCCACGGUGGCGUGGAGAUGAACGCCAGGGAGUCCAGCACCUGCUUCGUGCUGUGAACAUGGAGCCAGACCAGUACCAGAUGGGGAGUACCAAGGUCUUUGUUAAGAACCCGGAGUCGCUUUUCCUCCUGGAAGAAAUGCGAGAGAGGAAGUUUGAUGGCUUCGCCCGUACCAUCCAGAAAGCCUGGCGGCGCCACAUAGCGGUCCGAAAGUAUGAGGAGAUGCGGGAAGAAGCUUCCAACAUCCUACUGAACAAGAAGGAACGCAGGCGAAACAGCAUUAACCGGAAUUUUGUCGGGGACUAUCUGGGGCUGGAGGAGCGGCCUGAAUUGCGCCAGUUCCUGGCCAAAAGGGAACGAGUGGACUUUGCCGACUCAGUCACCAAGUAUGACCGCCGUUUCAAGCCCAUCAAACGUGACUUGAUCCUGACCCCCAAGUGUGUGUAUGUGAUUGGGAGAGAGAAGGUCAAAAAGGGACCAGAGAAGGGUCUGGUUCGUGAAGUCCUGAAGAAGAAAUUGGAGAUCCAGACCCUUCGAGGCGUGUCCCUCAGCACCAGACAGGAUGACUUCUUCAUCCUUCAGGAAGAGGCUGCUGACAGUUUCUUAGAAAGUAUCUUCAAGACCGAGUUUGUCAGCCUUCUGUGCAAGCGCUUUGAAGAGGCCGCACGCAGGCCCCUGCCCCUCACCUUCAGCGACACACUACAGUUCCGGGUGAAGAAGGAAGGCUGGGGCGGAGGCAGUACCCGCAACGUCACCUUCUCCCGCGGGAUAGGAGACUUGGCUAUGCUCAAAGCUGGGGGCCGAGCUCUCACUGUCAGCAUUGGGGACGGUCUGCCUAAGAGCACCAAGCCUACGCGGAAGGGGUUAGCCCAGGGAAGACCUCGAAGGUCAGCGCAGGCCCCUACUCGAGCAGCUCCUGGGCCCCCCAGAGGCAUGAAUCGAAAUGGGGUACCACCUUCUUCCCGGGCGGGGCCCUUACCCAUGGAAAUCACAUCUGGAAGGAAUUCCCAGAGGCCUCCCCGAGGCCCUCCAUCCUCAACCCUAGGAGCCAGCAGACGUCCCCGGGCACGGCCACCUUCAGAGCACAACACAGAAUUCCUCAAUGUGCCUGACCAGGGUGUGGCAGGCAUGCAAAGGAAGCGGAGCAUAGGGCAGAGACCUGUGCCAGGUGUGGGCCGGCCCAAGCCCCAACCACGCAUCCAUGGCCCAAGGUGCCGGGCACUGUACCAAUACAUAGGCCAAGAUGUGGACGAGCUGAGCUUCAAUGUGAAUGAAGUAAUUGAGAUCCUCAUGGAAGAUCCCUCUGGCUGGUGGAAGGGCCGACUCCAUGGCCAGGAAGGUCUCUUCCCAGGAAACUAUGUGGAGAAGAUCUGACUGCUUGCCCUGCCGGUGGGAGCUUUGAUUUCCCUGGCUGCACUGGCCGGAAUGCUCAGGCCUGUGGCUUCCAGCCCAGUGAGGGCCCUGUGUGUGGAGGAUCACCACCAUCACACCCCAUGCCUGGUGCUGGCCUCCCAUGGGUUGAAUCACUGUCCAGGUCUCUGUUUCAUCGUCUAUCUGAUAGGAUUCGCUGCAGAACCUACCUCCCAACUGCCUUGUGUGUGUGAAAUGAUUCAUGUCCUGCCCUGAGCGCCAAGUGCUGUGCACAGUCCAGGGUCAGGGGACUGACAGUCGGGCUCUCCACCUGAGGCAAAUAAACAU
Messenger RNA from Microtus oregoni (creeping vole), 3703 nucleotides. RefSeq names its product myosin IF (gene Myo1f). Gene Ontology annotation, molecular function: microfilament motor activity; actin filament binding; ATP binding. Gene Ontology annotation, cellular component: vesicle; cytoplasm; actin cytoskeleton. The transcript has 28 exons. The coding region runs from base 83 to 3379 and encodes 1098 amino acids. Gene Ontology annotation, biological process: vesicle transport along actin filament; actin filament organization. The record is from RefSeq and is a predicted model, not a curated record. Lineage: Eukaryota; Metazoa; Chordata; Mammalia; Rodentia; Cricetidae.